Molecule: messenger RNA, 5258 nt
Organism: Spodoptera frugiperda (fall armyworm)
Lineage: Eukaryota; Metazoa; Arthropoda; Insecta; Lepidoptera; Noctuidae
Product: large neutral amino acids transporter small subunit 1
Exons: 13
Coding region: 155-1627 (490 amino acids)
Biological process (GO): amino acid transmembrane transport
Cellular component (GO): membrane
Molecular function (GO): L-amino acid transmembrane transporter activity
Source: RefSeq, a predicted model, not a curated record
CUGUCUCUCUCAUAUUUGGCGCACGGCAGUCUCGCGGCCCCACUUGGCGGGCUUAGUCGCUUCGGCAGAAAAACGCGGGAAAUCGUUUAAGUGAAGUGACAUUUGCAAAGUAUUUUAAUUUAGUGAAUUAAAAAUAAAAUUUUAACACACAAAAAUGUCGCCAAAAAGUAAAGAAGAAUGCGAGACCGAAGCCCUGAAACCAGAUGCGGAGGCGGAUCCAGAGGCCAAAGGAGGCGAGGAGGCAGGAGCCCUAGAAGCGAAGAUGUCUCUCAUGAAUGGCAUCACCGUUAUCGUGGGUUCCAUAAUUGGGAGUGGGAUCUUCGUGUCACCGACUGGUGUCCUGAAGUAUACAGGCUCUGUUAACGCCAGUCUGCUGGUGUGGAUCGCAUCUGGAGUUUUCAGUAUGAUAGGAGCCUACUGCUACGCGGAGUUGGGCACCAUGAUACGGCUGAGUGGAGCCGACUACGCCUACAUCAUGGAGACGUUUGGACCCUUCGCAGCCUUCAUCAGGCUCUGGAUCGAGUGCAUGAUCGUCAGACCUUGCUCACAGGCGAUCGUGGCGCUGACGUUCAGUGUGUACGUGCUGAAGCCAAUAUUCCCCGAGUGUGACCCGCCAGAGGACGCCACCAGGCUGCUCGCAGCUUGCUGUAUAUUGCUGCUAACGUUCGUGAACUGCUGGUCAGUGCGGGCGGCCACGCGGGUGCAGGACUGGUUCACGUACGCCAAGCUGUUGGCGCUGUUCAUCAUCAUCGCUGCCGGCAUCUACCAGCUCUGCAGAGGAGAGGUGCAGCACUUCACAUUUGAGGGCACCACCAACGACGUGACGUCCAUCGCGCUCUCCUUCUACUCCGGACUCUUCGCUUACAACGGAUGGAACUACCUGAACUUCAUAAUCGAGGAGUUGAAGGAUCCAGUGAGGAACCUGCCCCGGGCCAUCGCCAUCUCCUGCACCCUGGUCACCGUGGUCUACACGUUCACCAACGUCGCGUUUUAUACCACACUCUCUCCUACUGAGGUCCUUGGUUCAGCAGCAGUAGCUGUAACGUUUGCGGAGCGUCUGUUCGGUUGGUUCGCUCUCUCCAUUCCGCUGUUCGUCGCUGCUUCCACCUUCGGAGCCGUCAAUGGUGUUCUUCUUACUUCUUCAAGAUUGUUCUACGCGGGCGCGGCUCAAGGACAGAUGCCGGAGAUGUUGACGAUGGUCAGUGCCCGAGCGACGCCGGCUGCCGCAGUACUAGCUGUAGCGUUACUCAGCCUCGUCUACCUCACCGUGUCGGAUAUCUACGCACUCAUCAACUAUGUCGGCUUUGCGACCUGGUUAAGUAUCGGCGCUGCAGUAUUGUGCUUGCCCGUGCUGAGGUACACACAACCCAAUCUUGAACGACCCAUCAAAGUAAACCUCUUCUUCCCCGUGAUCUACAUAAUCUGCACGAUACUGGUGGUGGCGUUCCCUGCGUUCGCGUCCCCCGCGGAGACAGGAGUGGGGUGCCUCAUGAUCCUCACUGCCGUGCCCGUCUACCUACUGCUGCUGCAUCCCAGGACCCGGAUCAAGUGGCUCAGCUCUAUCACAAACUUUGCCACCGUCCUUGUGCAAAAGCUGACGUUAUCAUCGCGACCCAAAAUGAAGUGAACGCGUUCAACUACGUCAGCUUUCGACAACAUAUCCGACCAUCGGUAAGGCAACUACUUGUCUGUUUUACCAAAAGAGUACAAGAAAACAUUUGCAACAUUCAACCUCAUUUAUAGAAUUAAAAUAAAAACAACAAUUGCGACAGCUUUGCUUCGACUUGGCAGUGCACUACCGAGCCUCUAGAAAAUAAUUAUUUUUACUUCAAUGGUAAAACAGGCAAGCGUACAUUUACAUUUUAUAUGAAAAUAAUGCUGUUAUAUUAAAAUAUCUAUUUAUAUGUAAUGUGUAUAAUAUUAACCGAAGUUACACACUUGCGAUUAAUUCUCGCAUUAAUUGGCGUUUAAUCGCAAAUGUGAACGAUUGAAUUGUUGUAUGUUAUGAAUAACUAAUUAAUGUACUCAAUUACAAGAUGUGAAGUUAUUAUAAAAUGUGUGUUAUAAGUCAUAUUGGUAAAAAUUACUAGGUUUGCUAUACGUUGAACGAAAACGAAACGAAAAAAGCGUGUUCGGCGCACUGAUUGGUUGGUUUAUUCGCAUUAGCCAAUCAGAGCACCGACCGCGCUUUCGUUUCAUUUUCGUUCAACGUAAAGCAAACUCGUAUUAAUAAUACACUUUGAUGUAGACCGUGAUGAUUUCUUUGCAGUAUCAAUUUUAAUUACAAGAAUUAUGUGUAUAUGUAUAAAAUAUAUACUACAUUGUCUGUAUGUGUUUAUAGUCUCUUUCAUAACUCGAAUCGUGGUUUAAUAAUUACAAUUAUUGUUUGACAUAAAAAAACUGUCAUUAUACCAAUUUUUAUUAUAGGAACGAAUGAAAUUAUUUCACUAUAUUGGCAGCUAAUGGUUUAGAUGAAAAUGAGUAGUAAAACAUAAGCUUGAUAUAUUAUAAUGAUGUGUAUAACUAAUCAUUUUUAUAUGAAAAAGGAGAAUUUGGGAACUCUGAGCGUUUGUGGGAGAAUUUGCAUAAACAUCAAAGAAUAGACAAAGUCACUGACAUUAUUUCAUCUUUAUUUGCUAUAAAAGUAAUGCUUUACGCAUGAUAAGUCUAUUGUGCUUCGAUUUUAUAUCAGUCAUAUUUAGCUGCAACUCAAUUAAUUAUGUCUAUGCGUAUAAUGUACUCGACUUGGCGGAGUCACUGCCGUGCCCCCAUACAAUUAUACUAUUUUAAUAGCAAAAGAAUACAGGAAUGUGCACUCAUCGUAGACUAAAAUGCUAGUUUAGGUUUCUUAUAAUUUUUUAAUGAAAAUUAUGUUUUAAUAAAUAUAUGAAUGGAUUUGGUUAUAUCUCCCGUGCACGCUAUAAUUUGUAUUUUUUAGCCAUUUUAGUUCGUAAUGGUAGUAAUCGAAUUAUUCAGAAUCACAUUGAAAAAUUAAGAUUGAAAAUAGAUCUGAUUCAAUAAGCGUUUAAACGGUAAAAAAAUCAAAAAUGUAAACAUUUUCAUUAAAACUUAAUACCUACUUUAAAACGAGGAGAAUAGAAUCAAGGGGUGAAUAGAUACAGGAAUGGGGUGAAAAGAUGUUAGAACAUUUUCCUAACUUUUACUCACCCCUCUUCUGUAUCUAUCCACCCCUCUAAUUCAAUUCACCCCGUUUUACCUUUACCUAACUUUUACCCCAAGACGUUAGUGUGACCAUAAUAAAAAUCUAUUAGGUAUAAUUACUACCAACACACGUUUAGUUUUUGCUGGGGACCACAAAAUUCAUAAACACUUUUACCUACUAAAAAACGUAUUUGAAAUGGACAAUACAUAGUCUAUUAUUAAAUGAUGUUAGUAGUAGCUUUUAUAUGCCUAUAUCUUGUUCAAAUAUCUUGUACUGUAGAAAAUAUAAUUAUAAAUUUAUAAGCAAUAGUCAAUCAAUAUUGUUUCAACAUAAUGUAUCUAAAAUCUAGUAUUUCGGCUUGAAAUCAAUGUUUUAUUUCCAAUUUUUGGAUCUGAUUUUUAAGUUAAAUACAGCUAGCUAUGUUUAAUUAAAGGAAAAUGGGCGCGUUAUUAAUCACCUCGCGUUGUGUAAGCUAUUAGCGUUUAGUUAAUUAUAUUUUUUUACCGCUGUAACUUUCAUUUGAUAGUCUAUAUAAAAAUUAAAAAUAAUUGUAAAGAUGUGCCAUCUGAUUGUUUGAAAGUUAUCAAUCAAUAGUUACAAACUUACUUUUGUACAAAGUUAGUAUUUGGGAAAUGUCAUCCAAAAUAUAAAAAUAUGGCCAUCAUUAUUAGCCGAUAGCUUUUACUCUUUAAGAAAAACAAUCAGUUGGUACAUUUAUAUUACAAAAAUAAGUAUUUUUUUGUAAACCACUUUGAUUUUGUCAGUAUGGCUGUGCUAAACUAAGGACAAAGUGUUGCCAUUCCCAAAGAAUCAUUUAUAUAAUUUGAUUUUCGUAGAAAUAAUUUUAGGUUUUAUAUUUUUGGAUGUUUUGCAUAAGUUACUAGUAAAAGAAGAAUUAAAAAACAUAUACAAGUAUCAUAGCUUGACUUUAAAAGUAGAAUGUAUUAUAAUAUGCAUGUGUAUGUAUGUAAAAAUUAAGUGAAAAUCAAUUUAUAAAAUAAAUCAUUGCACGCGAUAUUUCGUGACUAAACUAUUUUUCGUUAUAUAAUCAAAAUAUUUUUGUGGUUGGAUUGUCUGUAGUGUGAAUUGUUGGCAUAAUAUUUGAUGUUGUAAUACACAUAAUUGUUAAUUAUAAUAUUCAUGGCUUCGUCUAGAUGUUAAUUUGUAUUUUUAAUUGUGUAAAUAUGAAAGUUUGGAACAUACUCAAAACAUUCCAAUGCGAGUUGCUAGCUGCUACUGCCGCAAUAAAGUGUAGUAGCCAUUUUAGAAUGUAUGUUAUAAUAAUUAUUAUUUACUCUGCCGUACAAUGGUUCAUUCAUUAUGAAGUAAAUUAAUAUUGAUUUUUGGUAGUUUCUAUCAAUUUCAGAGGUGACACAUCCAUAGCUUGUCAUCGUGUAUCUUUGUAAAAAUAAAUUGCAUUUCAUCUUGCUUUUUCUUUCUUGAUUUAAAAUUACAAGUUUUAUUUAUUUACCAACAAUAAACCAUUGUACAUAGGGUCUCUAGAUAUCGGAUUAGGUGUAAAAGAUGUAAAGUUUUGUAAACAAAUAUAAUAAUUAUGUUGACUGCCUUUGUAACCGGUCUUAGUACCUGACUAGCUCCAAAUAAGCAACAAAAUGUAUAAAAAGUUACCAAAUUGUUGAUCACAGUAGUUCACACAGACUUCUAGGCCAAUUUAAAUGAUAAUAUAAUGCAGUAAUUUUAGUACUUUUGUAUAAACUUUUGAUUGCUGCUUUUGAGGAAAGCAAUGGAAAAGGAUCUUGACUUGAACGUUUAAUUUAAAGUAAAUAACAGUCCUAACGAGCAGAAUCUCUAAAACGUAUAAUAUACGUACCAUUUUUAUGCAAUAGCAACAUUUUUUAGUUUUAUUUAAGUGGUAAGGAAAUAUUGCGCUCGAAUUAAGUACAGAAAUGUUGAUGCAAUUUUCAAUGCAUUUAUUUUGCUCAUUCCUUUUGUAAUAUUUAUAUGUUUAGAUUUAAAUACGUUUGUCGUAGAGUAAUCAUGUAUUUGUAUAUCAAUGUUAUAUGUGUCGAUGUUUCUGUUAAGCGCAAUGUCUUAAAGAGACGAUAUGACAAUAAUAAAUUAUUGAAGAAAGUGA